AUGAAGAAAACUUGGGGUGGGACUGACAUAAAGCUGGUUAUACAGAAGUUCAUAAAGCCUACUGAUUUGAAUCCGGGGCACAAUCGUUUGUCAAUGACAUUGAAACAAGUCAGGAGCAAGUUUUUGAGUGAAGCUGAGGAGGAAAAAUUCAAGAAUAAUCAGGGAAUGGAUGUUAUAUUGGUAGAACCAUGUCUUGAGGUAUCUAAAGUGCACUUGACCAAGUGGCUCAUCGGAGGGAGCUUUGCAUAUGUUUUCAAGACUCAAUGGAAUCAAAUCGUCAAGAACAAUGCUGAUACUCUCAAGCCAGAUGCAGUUGUACAAAUUUGGUCAUUUCGAGUUGGACCUGAAUCACAGCUUGGCUUUGCCAUGAUCAAGGUUAAAGAUGGGAAGACGGUCUCUGAAAUUCAUUAG
Molecule: messenger RNA, 411 nt
Organism: Theobroma umbraticum
Lineage: Eukaryota; Viridiplantae; Streptophyta; Magnoliopsida; Malvales; Malvaceae
Product: putative B3 domain-containing protein At2g27410
Molecular function (GO): DNA binding
Source: RefSeq, a predicted model, not a curated record